GGCAGUUAGGGUAGUGUAUAUGUUGGCACUAUCGAUAUUGAGAUAUGUUUUAAUGAAAUCUAAGUGUAGGAAAAAUUCACGCUUAUGCAACCCGAAAAUCCCCAUCGUUUAAAAAAAAAAUCAUUAAAAAAGUCCUAAGGGUUCAGUAAUAAAUGAAACAACAAUUUUAGCGCCUUAAAAUCGUGUCAUCAGCUUUGACAGAUUUUUUCAAUUUACGGGUUUCAGAAAUAGAAUAAAACUUUCAACAAAUAAUAUUCAUGAAGGAAAUUCUUUCCUCUUUCAAUCUGAUAUUUUAGUUUAUUAUUUCUCCUUAGAGGAGUUACUGAAAAAUCGAUUUGAUUAACGACACCUAUUCUUGAGGCAAACUGGCCUGGCAACGUUGGGGCAGUUUGCGGGUAUAACAUCUCUGUCGUCUAAUGUCAAAAUGGUGAGUCUAAAAAAUCUGUCAAUUUUUGUUAAAUGUAACAUGGGUAGGCAUUAUAUUAGAAAAACUGAACGUUGUAUCUAUCCAGAUGGUUACAUUUUGAAAGCUGUCAAGAAAAUUGUUGCUGAGAAACAAAAAGUGUGUGAUGUUUCUAAAGAAACCCCCAUCCCAAAAAGAUCUCUACUGAGAUAUGUCAAAAAUUUCUUGGCUACUGGAAUUCAAGAUGAAGUUGAAGCAACUACAAUCAUUGGGGGUUACCAAAAACCUCGUAAGGUUUUCAGCAGCGAACAAGAAAGCAAUCUUAGCAGUUACGUCAAAAGGGCCAGUGACAUUUAUCAUGGAAUCACUACCACAGACAUGAGAAGAUUGGCUUAUCAGUACGCUACCCAAGAAAAAUGUAUUGUCCCUCUUUCUUGGUCGGUCAAGAAGGAAGCUGGAAGAGACUGGCUCUCUGGUUUCAUGAGAAGACGUCAAGACCUUUCAAUCAGAAAACCACAAGCAACAUCUCUAAGCAGAGCUACCAGCUUCAACAAGCAUUACGUUGAUUCCUUCUUUGACAAUGUUGAGGUUGAACUUCAGGUGAGAGAGGCACACUGGUUACAGUCUGCCUUGCAGUAUCUGCCACAGGGAAGUCUAUUCCACCAUAUUUUGUCUUUCCACGAGUUCAUUUUAAGGAAUAUUUCCUCAAUGGUGCCCCUCUUGGUUCUGUUGGAUCAGCCAAUUAGUCUGGCUGGAUAUAACAGAGAGAUCGGUCGACUUUGCUCCAUCUUUCGUCACGGAUCGUCCUUUUAA
Messenger RNA from Daphnia pulicaria, 1216 nucleotides. RefSeq lists its product as uncharacterized. Lineage: Eukaryota; Metazoa; Arthropoda; Branchiopoda; Diplostraca; Daphniidae. The record is from RefSeq and is a predicted model, not a curated record. The coding region runs from base 425 to 1216 and encodes 263 amino acids. The transcript is spliced from 3 exons.